Molecule: messenger RNA, 4177 nt
Organism: Amaranthus tricolor (Joseph's coat)
Lineage: Eukaryota; Viridiplantae; Streptophyta; Magnoliopsida; Caryophyllales; Amaranthaceae
Product: BAG family molecular chaperone regulator 6
Exons: 3
Coding region: 376-4044 (1222 amino acids)
Biological process (GO): protein folding
Cellular component (GO): plasmodesma
Molecular function (GO): protein-folding chaperone binding
Source: RefSeq, a predicted model, not a curated record
GAAAAAUCGAGAGACAAAUGUCGCGGGAACAAUCUGGAACCACCUUAACGGUUGAAUAUCUCUUUCGAGCUCCUUCUCGCACUUGUUCAUCAUUUCCUUUAAAUAAAUACUUUCCGGAAGAUCCCAUUUCAGAUAUCUCUAUCUAAAGGAAAAAAUUAUCGUCCAUCGCCAAAAUUCAAAAACUAAAAAAAGCUUUCAAAGAAAACUUUCAAUCAAUUUUUCUGGGUUUGUGGAUCGAUUUGAACUGUUUACUGACUCAUUUGGAGUUGCGGAUUGUUCGGCGGUUGUUUGUAAUUAUUUCGUCUGUGUGCUUAAUUAAGCUUUUCAAGUGACAUUGUCAACUUAUUCAGGACAGUGUUUUUUGGUCUGGUGAGAAUGUUUCCAGUCUAUCGAGGCAUGAACACAUACCCUUAUCGGACAAACCAAAUGCCCUCCUCUCAAUAUUAUCAUCCUAGCUGGGAAGCCGUUUCUCCUCAAAUCAAAGAAGGCCCAUCAAGUUCCUCUUGCACCAAUGAACCAUGGCAUCACAAUCAUGGUUAUCCAGUUCCACCGAUGCAGUGCCAUAAUUGUUGCACUCAUGGCCAGCGUCCAAUAUAUUACGAUUUCAGACCACCAUGCUCUCACCUCCCGCCAUCAAUGCCUCCAGCUUAUAAUCACUGUUGCGGUGGCUAUCCUCCUUACCCUCAAUCUUACCCCAUGUAUUAUGAUCCUCUGUCACAUUAUUCCAUGGAGGUACCACCUAGAUAUGAAUUUGACAAGAGUGUACCAAGAGGUGAAUUUUAUUGCUGUGAAUGCCCAAACCAUUCAUGUAAUGUGAAAAGACAUAAUAAUAUCAAGAUCGAAGAGCAGGAGCCUGAAGUGGAGACAAAGAAAAGUGAGUCAUUCGUUGCCCCGGGGGCAAACAACUUCUCAUAUCCGCUCCUGUGGAUUCCUCCUGGGUUUACGAUGAACAAAGAGCUACCAAGAAAGCUUGAAAAUGCAGCUAAUGGACAGCAAGUGCUUCCUUAUGUAAAGAAUCCUCAGGUGCACAAGAGAUCUGUUGACACAGAAGCACAGAAUGGUGAAGGUGGGAAGCCUCACCAGAUAGCAUUGGUAGAAGAUCAUCCGAACCAAAGGUAUGGAUGGUUUCCUCUGGACAUGAAUAGCAUCAGUCAACUGAUGGGAGGUGGAAAGACGAGGAAAAGUCAUGACCAAGAUGAUAGAAGCAAGGAGGUAAAAAAGGCUCCAGAUGUGGAGAAGGAAGAUCAAAAUAAGCAAGUGUCUUAUCCUAUUAUUUGGAUGCCUUUUGAUGGAUUAUUGAAGGAUCAUCCGAAGGGCUUAGCAGAGAACACUUCUGGUGGAUCAACUGCAGAAGAUUCUUCAUCUACUUUAAAUGUCGUCCCAAGGAAGAUUGAACAUCUUCAGAAUGAAGAAGAGAAGGGAAAGAUUACAUCAGGAGAUGAUGGUGGUAAAAAGGGACCUGUCGCAUCUGAGAAAAAGAGCAAUGUAAAAACAAUUCCUGUGAAGCAGCUCGAAGAUUCUGUUCCUAAGUUCUCAAAAAAAGAGGAAGUGCAUAAGGGUGGUGAAGCACAAGUGGGGAAAGCAAAGCCGUCAUCCCCGACUAAGAAGUCUAAGCUACCACCAAUCUGUUUGAGAGUUGAUCCACCAAGGAAGAAAAAUGGUAACGGUAGCUCAAGAUCUCCUAGCCCCCCUGGUGACAAAAAACUGCAGGCUUCUGAAGAACAUAAGGUUGGGGAUGUUAGUAACCAGCUUCCGAAGGAAAUAAAAGUUAAGGGUGUGGAGGAGAAGGCACCCAUCCAGACUAAUUCUGAAGUAUCUCACACUGUUGGUGAGGCAGGUAGUGUUGAGGAAAAAAAUACAGUGCAGCAGACAAAUAGUCAUAAGGCCAAAGAUACUAAGAGCAGCAAUGACAUAUCACAAGCUCAGGAACCACAAGCAGCAAAAGAGACUGAAUCUCAGCAAGGAAGCAGAAGGGAAAGAAAAGUCAUGUCAGAAGUUGAAGCAGCAGUUACAAUCCAGUCUGCAUACCAUGGAUAUGAUGUCAGAAAAUCGGAACCACUAAAGAAGCUCAAACAAAUUGCGGAAGUUUCUGAAGGUGUUUCACAGGUGAAGAGGAAGAUUGAAGAUCUUGAGUCUCGCAAGGCUGUAGAUGACAAGGAGAAAGCGGUUAUUGGGGAGAUGAUAAUGGGGCUGCUGCUGAAGCUGGAUUCUAUACAGGGGAUGCAUGAAAGUAUCCGAGAUGUUAGGAGAUCUGUAGCGAAAGAGUUGAUUAUUUUACAAGAGAAGCUCGACUCUAUAAUGAGCCAGAAGUUCGUGCCACUGACGCUGAAUUCCGCAACUGCAGAAGUUGAUGACAAAAAUUCCAAAUGCCCUGCUUUUCAAGAGGGGUUUGAUAAUAAUGAAACACCGUCUAAAGUCUCAAGCCCUAAUGAUUACAGGAUCACAAAAGUGUCGGAAAGAGAGGGAAUCGGCUCGGGCCAGCUUCCUACUUGUGAUUAUGAGGAAUGUGAUUCAGAGAAAAAGGAAAUCAUAGAAUUAUUACCUGUAAAUAUAGAUUCUCAAAACCUUCAAGAUGAUACGGUGGUCUCGGUGUCAUUGGGAAGUAUUGAUGAGGAUGUUGCAGCUUCUUGCUUGGGUUCAGAAAUGAAAGAAACGGUACUUGAUCCAAGUGAAAUUGUCCAGGAACAUUCACAAACGGAAUCAGAGAAGUCUAUAAUACAUGCAAGCCCUGUCGAUGAGACAAAAGAACAAAUGUAUAUAACCUCUGAGAAUGAGGAUCAAGUAGCCGAACUGCUUUCUGAACUGCCUCGGGAUGUUGUUGAGGAGUCUCCAGUUACUGUGGAUAGUGAUGGGAACCUAGAAGUGCAAGUACAGAAUGAUUUGGUAUCUGCAAACAAGGAUCAAGAAGACAGGUUGUCAUUAGAACCCCCGCAAGAUAUUAAGGAAGGGUCUUUGGCUGACGUUAGCGGUGUCAGAGAAACAGUAAUGCAGACCGAUGUGGUUGCUGGGGAUGAGGUCGAGGAAACAUAUAAUCACCUACUUCGAGAAUCUACGGAGGAAGAUGGAAAGGAGAGGUCACCACUGAUAGACCAUGAUUGUAGCUGUUCUGAGAUCAUUUCUCCUAGUGAAGAACAGCCUCAUGAUGAUCAUCUUGAUUGUUCAAAGCUCACUUUGCCUAGUGAAGAACUGUCUCGCGAUGCUGCCAAUGAUGAUGGCAAGGAGCUAGCUGAGGAUGAAACUUCAAAAAUUUCGAUUAAAGAUCAAGAGCUGGACCACCUUCAGAAGAGUUUGGGAGUGGGUGAUAAGGACAUUGUACUCAUCGAGCAUGAAAAUCAUGUCCCCCUUGAAAAAUCUAGCGAGGAGACUAUGAGCAACCCGGAAUUUGGCUCCACUAGUGAUCCGACAAAUAUUGAGAUAUCAGUUAUUGAGGAUGGUGCAAGCGAACGGCUGCCAGAUUUGGCUGAUGACGUAGAGGCCUCUGUGGCUAAAACGAGAGUUCAGUUAGACGAAAAGAGUGAAAUCCCACCUCUGAAAGUCUAUGAAGUUGCGAAGCAAUCAGAAGAAGCAGGAAGUGUGGAAUGUUUUACAGACACGAUACCUCUCACAGAUCCUGAAAGUGAUCACAGCAAUACAAUAGAGCCUUUAAGCAGUGAAAAUCAGACGAGCUCUGAAACUCUGAAUCCUGAACUUGCUGUUUCUGAAUCUAACGUGCAGGAAUCUAAAGAAGAAAAUGUAACAGUCGGAAGAUCAGUGGAGGAUCAUGAUUCAGUUUUCGCAACCAAAAAUGAGGUGCAGAUCGAUGAGAAUGUAGUAAAAGAAAACGAGAGGCUUAGAGAGUUGCUCGAAAAGCUACUUGUGUCUGGCAAACAGCAGCAAGAAGAUAUAUCGAACCUGAACGGGAAGUUGAAAAACUUGGAGAAGAAGCUCGCUAAAACGAAGAAAGCAAAAUCGACUAGGCAUCCAAGAGUUAAACUGUCUCGGCCGACUUGCGGGAAAUCUGCUAGUGGCUCACCAAGGGAGAGGCCAAUGGGUAUGGUAUCAUAGUCACACUUGUACUUCUACUUGUGUCUUUGAGGGUAUCUGUGUAAUUGUUGUGUAUGAACUGAAUGUGAUUAAUAAACUGCAAAUGGUUGUAUAAUUGUCAAUGUUUCUUAUACAAAUAUUUUUAUUUCAGUUA